Molecule: messenger RNA, 778 nt
Organism: Rhagoletis pomonella (apple maggot)
Lineage: Eukaryota; Metazoa; Arthropoda; Insecta; Diptera; Tephritidae
Product: V-type proton ATPase subunit G-like
Exons: 3
Coding region: 124-477 (117 amino acids)
Biological process (GO): proton transmembrane transport
Cellular component (GO): vacuolar proton-transporting V-type ATPase complex
Molecular function (GO): proton-transporting ATPase activity, rotational mechanism
Source: RefSeq, a predicted model, not a curated record
CACUCAACCCGCAGUUCAGCCCAGUAAUCAGCUGUCAACUAACCAAUAUUUAUUUUCAUUGUGGCAAUUUUCGUGAUACAUUUUCUUGAAAUUUAUCUGAUUCCUAGGUAAUUUCACAGUGAAAUGACAAGCCAAUCCACAGGGAUUCAGCAGCUUCUCUCUGCUGAGAAAAAGGCAGCAGAAAAGGUUUCGGAAGCUAGGAAACGUAAAGCAAAGCGUUUGAAGCAAGCUAAAGACGAGGCAGUAGAGGAGAUCGAGAAAUACCGCGCCGAACGUGAACGUUUACUGAAGGAAUAUGAAGCUAAGUACAUGGGAUCAAGAGAGGGAGUUGCUUUGAAAAUUGAUGCUGAUACGCGGGAUAAAAUGGAAGAAAUAAAAACUGCAGUAGAAACUCGUAAAGAUUUAUUGAUUAACGAUCUUUUAGAUCUAGUCUACAACAUAAAAUCUGAUGUGCACAGAAACUUUUCCAAGAAGUAAAUAGUUGGAAAGCAGUAGCAUGGAAGAAGCCAAAACACUGUUAUCACACCCAAAGAUUUAUUUUUCAAUUGAUAUUCAAAUCGGAAUACUCAAAUUUUUGUAGUUAACGAAUUUAGUACUUGUUUUAGUCGAAUUAUAUUGCUUGUAUCUGCAGACUCAAAUAUUUUAUCCAGUCUAAAGAUACUCUUAGCUUGAACCUACAUACAUUAUGUGAACAUUUAACGUUAAAACUAAUUCUUUAGAAAACUGGAAAAUUAACUAGUCAGUAUGCACAAUUAUAACGAGUGUUUUAAUAAAAGAC